AUGUCUGCCUCUACGCCAAAGUCCAAGCCGACAGUACCCGUCGCGCUUUCAUUCGAGGCCAUCGACGACCUGAUCUACGAUGCCCGUGCUGGUGAUCUGGAGGCUCUGAACGCCGACAUUGCCACUCUAGCCUCGCAGCACAACUGCCCAGAGUCGCACAUCGUCGCCUCCGCCAUUGACAUGGAGGAGGAAGGCGAAGGCGGGACUGGCUCCUGCGUGCUGCACUUCCCUGCCGCGAAUGGAAAUAGCGAAAUCCUCAACACUCUCCUCCAAAAACUCUCCACGCUGGACGCGGCCCAGCGCACGGCAUUCGUCAACCACUGUAAUCACUCCGGCAACACGCCCCUGCACUGGGCUGCCCUGAACACGCACCUAGAGUGUGUCAAGGGCCUUGUCGAGGCUGGCGCAGAUGUUGCUCUUAAGAACGACGCUGGCCACGACGCAAUGUUCCUUGCUGAGCGUGCGGCUUGGUCUGCUGCCGCUGAGGAAGAGGGUGAGGCUGAUGAGAAUGCGGAGGAGCCGCAGGAGAUUGAGAUGACUAUUGGCGAGGAGGAGGGUGAGCAGAAGGCUGAUGUUGGGGAGAUGUCUGCUGGCAGACAGGUUGUGGAGUGGUUGUUGAGUUCGGAGAAGGCGUUGGAGAGUAGUGCUACCGACGGAGAGAAGUCGGCGUGA
This is a messenger RNA of Penicillium cataractarum, 672 nucleotides long. RefSeq lists its product as uncharacterized. Lineage: Eukaryota; Fungi; Ascomycota; Eurotiomycetes; Eurotiales; Aspergillaceae. The transcript is spliced from 2 exons. Gene Ontology annotation, molecular function: protein binding. The record is from RefSeq and is a predicted model, not a curated record. The coding region runs from base 1 to 672 and encodes 223 amino acids.